GAUGACAAAUUCUAAUAAAACUGUCAAAAAUAGUAACUUCUGCAAAGUAGCGAACUCUAUAUAUAAAAUAUUCGGUUGUGGAUAUAAUUCUUCACGUUUUUCCCCAAAUUUUAAGGGAAUAAUUGUUUUAAAAUAAAUGAGUUGAAUAAGUACCCAAAUUUUUCAUUAUUUAAUUUUGCCAUCAUCGAGCGCUUUUUGCUUGACAGUUCGUAAAGUUUCUGCCAGAAAGAACGGGAACGAAUUUAAAAUAUUUUGCUCUAGUUGAUUGAAUACAGAGAAUUCUUUAUAUGCAGUUGUUGUUUGAGAUAAUAAAUUAAGUAAACAAACAAUCAUUGAAAUUUAGUGUCUGUUUAAAAACGAUAAAUCGGAGCAAAGGGAUUUCUCAUAAUGUCGUGCCAUAAGCGAAGCGAGGAAACUUUGAAUGAUACUGCCACGAACAAUAAACGUCGUCGGCGCUCUCUUACAAUAGAAGAAAAAAUAAAAUUAUUAGAUCGACUAAAUGUCGGAGAACGUCCAGUGGACCUGAGUCGUGAAUUCGAAAUUAGCGAUAGUACUAUACGUUCCUUACGGAAAUACGAGAAAGAGUGUACAAUGGAUCGUUCUGCAACAUACUUUCCACGGGAUGAUACCCAAGAAAAAAUGGAGCAUUUAUUGCUUGCAUGGUAUGAAAAACAAUGUCAAGAAUCAAAGGGGCACUCCAUGGGCAGUAUAUGUACCAAAGCAAGAGAAAUUUAUGGCGAGUUAAGGUAUACAGAUGGAAAUGCAGCAGCAAAAAAAUCCACUACAGGCGAAUUCAAAGCAAGCUUAAGUUGGUUAGCAAAUUUUCGAAAGCGGCACGAUUUGAAAUUUCGAGCUAUACACAAAAAUAAGCCCGUAGACCCUAUAUCUGCCAAUGUGUACAUAGACACAUUUGCAAAGCUCUUGCGAACGGGUGGUUACCAACCUCAUCAAGUCUUUAGCGCUUUUGAGUUAUCAUUCGCAUGGAAACGUUUGCCUGGUUGUACAUCAAUAGCUAUGGAAGAUAAAUUUCGUGAUAGAUUGGGUAAUGACCGAAUAAGUUUGCUCCUUUGCAGUAAUGCAGAAGGUGAUUUUUAUGUUAAGCCAAUGCUAAUUCAUCGCACACGUAAACCGCAAUGUCUUAGAUUUACAAAAAUAAGUGAACUGCCUGUCUUUUGGAGAUGUAGAGGGCGUGAAACUCAAAGUUUACCGAAAGUGACGCCUUCACAUUUCCAUGAUUGGCUCAUACAAUGCUUUACACCAACAGUACGAAAUUAUUUGAAAUUGCUGGAAAAACCAGAAUGUUGUUUGCUACUACUGAGCAGUGAUUUAUCCCAAAUGGUACUGCCAACUUAUGACGAAUCAUUCUUAAGUGUGGAAUCCCUGCCUGAGAAAACAACACAGUUGUUGCAUCCAUUAAUACAAAGUGCGUUACCAGUUUUCAAUAGUAAAUACCUGCAUAGAUUUGUUGCACAAUUAGUGCAAUGUUUGGAGGAGAAUAGUGAAGGAGAUUUGUACAAAGCAUGGCAAAAGUACUCCAUAGCCGAUGCCAUUCAUAAUAUACACAAAUCCUUAGAAGACAUCAAUGCCGAAUGUUGGAGAGGUGGGUGGCAUCGGCUAUGGCCAGAGAUUGCUAACGAACUCUGCCACAAUGCGAUACUUACUGAUGAAAUUAUGCAAAUCAUUGUUGAAUGCAGACUACUACAUGGUAAAGGACUCGAUAGUAUAGACUUUGAAGAAAUAAAGCAAUAUUUAAAAGUCGGCGAAAACAUUUCAAACGAUGACCAACUGACCAAAAACGAGUCGCAAGGAGAGUUAGCAUUUCAAAAUGUUUGCACAAAUGUACAAGAGAGCUCAUUAGAAAUCGUGAAAACCAAAGAAAAUGAGAACCUUUUAAAUAUUUGUUCUAGAAUGGAUUUCGAAUCAGCGGCAAAUAAUACCGAAAAUAGUGAUGAUGAAAUCUCAAUUAUUCAUUUUAGUGAUGACGAACCGCAGCAAUCUGACGAAGAGGCAGUUAUUGAAUUUCAUCAGACCGAAGAUGUAAAUAUCGAAUUUGGUGAAGCUAAAACUAAACUUACUAAAGGAAAAGUUCUCAAAGUAAAGCAAGUUAAAGCUCGCGCUCAGAUAAAUCUAAUAAACAAAGCGUUUGAUUUAUCUCACGAACUUGUAGAGACCUUGGGACAACUGGAAACAACUGCAGACAUAUCAGAAUUUUCUAACGGUAUACAAGAUUUAAUGCAACCUUAUGCUGAAUUAAAGAAAAAACUUUUACAGCCAAGUAUAAAAGACUUUUUUAAAUCCGAGUUGACUUUACCUUAGUAUUUUAGGGAUUAACAGAAGGAAAGAAAUGUCCCAGGCAACUCUCCUAAAAUAUUAGAGUUAAUUACAUAAUAGAUUGACAAAUGGAGUUUUAAGCUGUUAUUUUUUAUAAUA
This is a messenger RNA of Ceratitis capitata (Mediterranean fruit fly), 2430 nucleotides long. RefSeq names its product 8-oxo-dGDP phosphatase NUDT18. NCBI's taxonomy places the organism in Eukaryota, Metazoa, Arthropoda, Insecta, Diptera, Tephritidae. The record is from RefSeq and is a predicted model, not a curated record. Bases 388 to 2316 code for a protein of 642 amino acids. Gene Ontology annotation, cellular component: nucleus. The transcript has 4 exons. Gene Ontology annotation, molecular function: 8-oxo-GDP phosphatase activity; DNA binding; 8-oxo-dGDP phosphatase activity.